UGGUGACGGCGGCGGCGAGAGGAUGAACAACAAGUUCGACGCAUUGAAAGAUGAUGACAGUGGGGACCACGAUCAGAAUGAAGAAAACAGCACACAGAAAGAUGGUGAGAAGGAAAAAACGGAACGAGACAGGAGUCAGAGCAGCAGCAAGAGGAAGGCUGUUGUCCCUGGGCCAGCAGAGCACCCCCUGCAGUAUAACUACACUUUCUGGUACUCCAGGAGAACCCCUGGCCGUCCCACCAGCUCACAGAGCUACGAACAGAAUAUCAAACAGAUUGGCACCUUUGCCUCUGUGGAGCAGUUCUGGAGGUUUUACAGCCACAUGGUACGUCCCGGGGACCUGACAGGCCACAGUGACUUCCAUCUCUUCAAAGAAGGAAUUAAACCCAUGUGGGAGGAUGAUGCAAAUAAAAAUGGUGGCAAGUGGAUUAUUCGGCUGCGGAAGGGCUUGGCAUCCCGUUGCUGGGAGAAUCUCAUCCUGGCCAUGUUGGGGGAACAGUUCAUGGUUGGGGAGGAGAUCUGUGGGGCUGUGGUCUCUGUCCGGUUUCAGGAGGACAUUAUUUCAAUAUGGAAUAAGACUGCCAGCGACCAAGCCACCACAGCCCGCAUCCGGGAUACGCUUCGGCGAGUGCUUAACCUACCUCCCAACACCAUUAUGGAGUACAAAACCCACACCGACAGCAUCAAGGAGGGGGAGAGGAGGAAGCCAGAGCUGGCCUGGGCCGGACAGCUGGAUAGCCAGAGAAUGAUUCCCUGAAGACCGUGAUGUAAAGAUGUUAUCAUUUCCUUCUAAAUGAUCUGUUACAUCAUUGAAAGCCAUUGAACAAACCCAAACCCAAACCCAAAAACCUUCCCAAUAGUCUGCACAUUGCUAGGUGCUUGGAGGGUCUAGCUUUCCGGAGCUCAGUCUAGAGUGUCUAAAUUUUAGUUUGCUUUUAAAAGAAGAGAAGCCCAUCUUUUAAAAAGAAAAAAAAAAAAAAAGAAAAAUUGAUUGUGGCCUCUGCCACUUCCUGUCUACCUUCUCUCUUUCUCCUAAUCUCUCUGUGCCCUGCAGCCUGGGGUGAGGGACAUAACUGAGGAUUAGUUCCCAGCUGGUUUGAGGUGAACACAUUCCUCAGACUAAAUUUGGCACCAAGCUCUUCUCAACCCACUUUUUUUUUUUUUAGAAAGGCUGGACCUGAGCCGCCAGCUGCCACCCGCCUGCUUCAGCCUGUCAUUGUCAGGAGCCUGUUGCCCACCCUCAUUGCUCUUUGUUUUUCUUUAUAUCAGACUCUUUUUGGAAAAACUCAGCUGGAUUCUCCUGGCUCUGUUACUCUGUCACUCCCCAUUUCCAUUUUACAAAUAAACCUUAGAAUGAUUCUGACUUCUUAGAGAUUUCUGACUAUGAAGAGAUCUGUGGCAACAGAAUUAGAAUCAAUAUUACGUAUCUUAGUGGGAAGGUGCUAUAGAGCCCUUCAGCUUACCUGCCACCGGGAGGGUUUGUUCUGGCCCAGCCCCAGCACAGUGCAGGAGUUCUCCAGAACGCAGGUGGCCUGCGUAUGGUGAUGAUUAAUCCUAAAGAUUCUCUUCUUUACAUCACUAAACAGCAGAAAGGGCUGAGUCCAGAUAUUUGCCUGCCAUCUCUCUUACUCCAGAUAAGACAGAUAAUUCUCCCACAGUCAGAAGAUUCUCUGACUCUACCUUCCCACACCCCUGGCUUUCUAGUCUCCCUGCUGGUUGACUUUUGUGAUCCAAUUGAUCUGUAGGGACAGAGAUGGCAUCAAAGGGGAAGAAGGAAGCAGCAAAUCCUUCUUCCUAACCACUUCUUUGUUAUUAGAGGUGUCCUCCGUUGUGCAGACUGUCACAGCACAGCGUCCCUAAGGGGACUCAAAUAGCACACCUCAGUUAACGCCUGCUUUUCUCUGUCUUAUGAUCAGAUGCAUUCUUAUUCUUUGUUAGCUUCUUGCGGCCCCUCAGUGGGGUCUGCCCUUUUGAAAGGCCCUUUAAAAAGAUGAUUACCCCACUAAGUUCUCUUUGUGUUCAGUCUUCAACUCCUUAGAUGGAAAUCAUUGAAAUUCUCAAUAGCAUUGAUCAUUGAGCUGCAUGGUCAUGUAUGUCAGUUACAAAAAUACCAGUGGGCUUUUGAGAUAACAUCAGUUUCUUCCCAGCCAGAGUUCACCCACGCCAGCUCCAUCCAGUUUCCCUCUCAGUGUGCUUGUCUGCAGUUAUUGUCUGUGUAGUGAGGGCUGUGAGUUACUGUCAGCCUGCCACCAUCGUGGAGGAGAAUCUGUUAGCCAGCAGCAGGAGGAAACUGCAUAUUCCUUCGUCAGUAUUAAUUCAUUCUGGACCAAUUGCCAGAUACCCAAUCAAUUGUAGCAAUUUUAAGACAGGUCAGUUAAAACCAAAGCUUCUAGAAUGUUCCAUUAAAAUUAAAUGGAAGAAAUCAUUCCAAAAUCAGGUUAAUGAGAAUUUUUCUGUCUCAAAAUUUCAGACGAGUUUAAGUCUGAAGCGCUGGGCCAGAGCAGUAGAUGCAGUGACCGCUAAAGCCCCUUCCAGCCCUGAGAUCUGGGGAUUAAAGUGGCGACACGAACUGCCAAGGUGUUGUUGGAUUACUAGGCUGCAACAGGAGAGGCACUAGCGGGCGGCCAAACCUGUCUGCAUCCAGUAGGAGGCAACUAAGAAGACAUCACAAGAUCUGUUACACACACACACACGCACAUGCACGCGUGUGUGCACGUGCUAAGUUUCUAAAGUAAAGUGUACUCAGGUUUCACCUCUUAGAAUAUCCUUUCAUAAGCAGCUAUAAGUUUUGAACCAAGGGAUUUUUGGUUGGUUGGUUGAUUUUUUUGAAUAUGUAAUACAAUCUGUCGUUCAAUUUUUUUUAAAAAAUGCAUGUGCAUGAGUGUGUGUUUGUGUGUAAGAAAGAGGUUUGCGUCCCACUCUUUCUCCAUCUGCCCAGCUUCCAGUGUCCCUUCCCCUGCCACCACACUGCCCCAGGUAACAGCGUUUUAUUAUGUAUGACUUCCUUGAGGCAGAUAUGAGCCUUAUUUCCUCACUCACACAGGAGGCAGCAUAUCAAGUCCACACACUGUUCUGCACCUUAACGUUUUCAGUUUCUCUUGGCGAUCUUUCUAUAUUAGUAGAGAGUUUCUUUUCCUUUCAUUUUUUUUAAGCUGCACAGUAUCCCUUUAAUAUUUAGUCCCCUAUUAAUUUUUAGUCCCCUGUUCACACGCGUUUGGGUUGUUUCUGACCUCUUGUAAUUGCAGCCAGUUGAGUCCAAGUGGCUGAAGGGACUCGGGAGGCAGGUUGCUGUGUUGGCAUUAGAUGAGCAAGGAAGGAAGGUCCUGGGGUGUCAGGAGGGCCCGAGAGCUGCCGAGGCCAGGUUUCCCCGUGUGUGUGUGUGUGUGUGUGUGUGUGUGUGUGUGUGUGUGUGUGUGUGUGUGUGUGUGUGUGUGUGUGUGUGUGUGUGUGUGUGUGUGUGUGUG
This is a messenger RNA of Orcinus orca (killer whale), 3464 nucleotides long. RefSeq names its product eukaryotic translation initiation factor 4E family member 2 (gene EIF4E2). The coding region runs from base 23 to 757 and encodes 244 amino acids. The transcript is spliced from 7 exons. Lineage: Eukaryota; Metazoa; Chordata; Mammalia; Artiodactyla; Delphinidae. Gene Ontology annotation, biological process: translational initiation. Gene Ontology annotation, cellular component: cytoplasm; eukaryotic translation initiation factor 4F complex. The record is from RefSeq and is a predicted model, not a curated record. Gene Ontology annotation, molecular function: translation initiation factor activity; RNA 7-methylguanosine cap binding.